UAAUUGGAGGGGAAGGAGGUGGUGUUCCGACAGGAAAACAGAAAAGCGACGAGGUUUGGGUGUUCUCCGGCAGUGGGAGCCAAAGCGAGAAGUGGAGAGAGAGAGUGAGUAUGAGGAGGAACACAGAAGAUGAAGCAUUGAAGGAAUUGGAGAUAGAGAACGGUCUCACCCUGGUGCCACGCGUCAAGCUAAACCUCACAGUGUACCCUUCCACACCCCUUACUCUCACUCACCCAAUCGAUGACUGGAAGAUGAAACGUGCCCUCAUCGACUUCCUCUCAACCUCUCACUCCCUUUCACUCCCCGAAGACCAUCUCCAACUCACGCGCCGAAGGGACACCAAGAAACGCAAGCGCCAGGACCCCGUCGCCUCUGGAACCCUCCACGUUUGGGAUCUCUCCUUCCUCCAAACAGAGGACCACCUUCGCGCGUGGAGGACGCGCCUCGCCGAAAGCAUUGACGGGAUCGAACUCAACCUCCAAGGGGUUAAGUUCAAACUCGCCGUUACCGUUCCCGUUUCCGACGAUUUCGAAGCCAUCAAGAAAGACUGGGAACAUUUUUACGCGUUUCAGAAUCGUGGUUUGAGUAGAGUGAAGCGCGAACCCGACACCAUUGUUCUGAGGGGCCUGCCCUCGCGGUGGUUCGCGGAGCCUAGGGUUUCUUCUAAGCCUUCCAUGCUCGUCACUCAUACCAUCUUUUCCACAUUUGGCAAAAUAAGGAAUCUUAAUGUUGCUGAGGAUGAUGAUCUAGGUAAGGAUGCAGAUGAAGACGGUGGAGACCUAGUUUCAGGCCUUUACUGCAAGAUUGUGGUUCAGUUUGAAAAAUAUAGAGACUUCCAUGAUGCAUUGAGAGUGCUGUGUGGUCGCUCAUUGCAAAAGCAAGGAUCACGAUUGAAGGCUGAUUAUGAUGUUAGUUGGGACAAAGAUGGGUUUUUUCGGAAUUCAAGGAAUCAAGCGCAAGAGAAGAACGACACAGUAUCCACAAUAGCAGCAGAUCAUUACAGAAGUGAAGCUCCCAGACAUCAGGCCCACAUCUCUCGCCACAGUCCAGAAAAUGUCCGCCGGAGGAGAUUCAAGGAAUAAGGACUGGAAAUCUCUUUUAAUUAUUGGGUACAAAUUUGAACGCAUUUUAAUUUUAGACUGACCUCCAGAUUAGACUCGUAGAAUGUUCUGUUAUGUGGACUGCAUUCAAUUUCUUAGGGUCAUUGACUUGAUCCUUUUAGGGUCUACUCAAGCAUAUCACGUGGGAUAAUGGGAAUAUCUUCAGAGAUCAUCGGUAUUAACUCCUUAAAAUCACUGCUCCAAACUAUGAUUAGUUAUUAAAUCAAAGCUGUAUCGAAUUCUUUUUCUAAACAGUUCCUUUCUUUUCCUGUGAUGCGGUGCGGUCAAUUAUCAUUAACAGCAGACAGCACGCACUUAUUUUAGUUAGCUCUUCCAAAAAGGAAAUCUUUAUUUUGUUGGGCCGAAAUCUGUGAGGUUGGCUGAAUUAAGUUAAUAUCAUUUGUGGGUGUCCUGUAAAAUGAUAGUGAGAAGAAUGGUGCUUUUCAUGUUGUAUCAAUGUAUCUCUUUGAACUCACUGCAAAAUAUUGCAUAUCUUGCUAAAUCAUGACAGCUUUUUCUAUAGCUAUUAAUAGCAUUGGGUCCAUG
This is a messenger RNA of Abrus precatorius (Indian licorice), 1646 nucleotides long. RefSeq lists its product as uncharacterized. NCBI's taxonomy places the organism in Eukaryota, Viridiplantae, Streptophyta, Magnoliopsida, Fabales, Fabaceae. The record is from RefSeq and is a predicted model, not a curated record. The coding region runs from base 111 to 1082 and encodes 323 amino acids. The transcript is spliced from 4 exons.